AGGGAAGGAGGCGGGGGCCGCGGGAGCCGGCUUGGGGCGUGUUUUAAGUGUGUGGCUGUGAAGCGGGGGAAGGGAGACGUAUCUCGAUGGGAGUAGCUGGCGGAGCAGAAGCUGGCGGUACUGCCCGGACUGGGCCUGUACAGGUUAACUUUGACUUGGAUAGCAGAACUUGCUUAGUGGAUUCCUGAACUACCUGUAUUUAAGAAUAAGUGGUGCAGAUUUCAAGAUGAAUGCCAUAAUGGAAACCCCUGAGCUGCCUGCAGUAUUUGAUGGGGUGAAGUUGGCUGCUGUAGCUGCUGUUCUCUACAUUAUUGUUCGCUGCCUCAACCUGAAGAGCCCAACUGCCCCUCCGGAACUCAUUUACCAAGACACUCCUUUGUCUCGCUUCCUACUCAAGUCCUGUCCUCUUCUGUCCAAAGAGUACAUUCCACCUCUGAUCUGGGGGAAAAGCGGGCACAUCCAAACUGCCCUUUAUGGGAAGAUGGGGAGAGUGAGUUCGCCACAUCCAUAUGGGCUUCGCAAGUACCUCACAAUGCCAGAUGGUGCAACAGCAACUUUUGACCUCUUUGAACCUCUGACUGAACGCUGCAUUGGAGAUAUCACAAUGGUAAUCUGUCCUGGAAUAGCCAAUCACAGUGAGAAGCAGUACAUCCGAACUUUUGUUGACUAUGCCCAGAAGAAUGGCUAUCGAUGUGCGGUGCUAAACCACCUUGGUGCCCUGACAAACAUUGAGCUGACUUCCCCACGUAUGUUCACUUAUGGUUGCACAUGGGAAUUUGAAGCCAUGGUAAACUACAUCAGGAAAACUUAUCCCCAGACCCAGUUGGUUGUCGUGGGCUUCAGUCUGGGUGGAAAUAUAGUCUGCAAAUACCUAGGGGAGAACCAGGCAAACCAGGAGAGUGUGUUGUGCUGUGUCAGUGUGUGUCAAGGGUACAGUGCCCUGAGGGCACAAGAAACCUUCAUGCAAUGGGAUCAGUGUAGGAGAUUUUACAACUUUCUCAUGGCAGACAACAUGAAGAAAAUCAUCUUAUCUCAUAGACAUGUCUUGUUUGCUGACAGCCCUAAGAGACCCCAGUCUUUAGUGGAUACAGACUUGAACAGACUUCACACUGCAACAUCUCUCAUGCAGAUAGAUGACAAUAUCAUGAGGAAAUUCCAUGGCUACCAGUCCUUAAAGGAAUAUUACGAACAGGAGAGUUGUUUGCGUUUCUUGUACAGGAUCUAUGUUCCCCUCUUGCUGGUUAAUGCUGCUGAUGACCCUCUAGUGCAUGAUAGUCUGUUAUCAAUUCCAAGAACCCUUGCAGAGAAGCGAGAAAAUGUCAUGUUUGUUCUGCCACUACAUGGAGGUCACCUGGGCUUCUUCGAAGGUGCAGUACUCUUUCCUGAGCCCCUCACCUGGAUGGAUAAACUUGUGGUGCAGUAUGCCAGUGCCAUAUGCCAGUGGGAGCAGAAUAAAUCUCAGUGUUCUGAUACAGAACAGUCGUCAUCUGGCCAAGAGUAAAUGGUCCCAAAGACUUUUCAGGUUGUUUCAUCUUAUCUCCACCACCCCCAUCUUCUGGGACUCUUUACUUCUCCCCCCUGCUUUUCCAGGCUUGUCAUCUUGACUUCUUGAAGUUGGGUCUGUCCACAGUGCUUCAUGCCAAAGCAGAGGUACAACAGAGGGGCAGUGUCUGGUUUGGAGUAUGUCUGAAUGUUGCAGUCCUCUUUUCUGUGCAUUUAAAGAACUGAUCCACUGUAUUGGAGUUGCUGUCUGUAACUUGCUUCGGAGGUUCAGAAACUCGUGCAGUGGCCAUGAACAUCUUCUAAAGUAGGAUGAAGGUCCAGCAGUCCUGACCAUCAGUCCACACCUUCACCAAUCAAAAACCAUCUUCUGGAAUUUUGCAGAAUUACAUCUAGCUGUUAGUGAUGUGGUUUUUAGGCGUUAACAAUUUCUUUGUGUUUGCAUUUUUCUUCCUCCCCCACACCAACAUGGGGGGGAGAACCUUAUAUCACAUCUGUAAAAGAAGCCCACAAGCAAGGAGAAGAUGAGGGGACUGAAGUUUCCAGAAAUUAAUCCCUUCUCAACCAUUUUGUUGAAGCACUUCUGAUGGUUUUUAACAUGUUAUCAGCGUGUUCAGUUAUUUCAGAAUUCUGCAGGGUGCAUUCAGUCACAUGGUACUGUUUUUGGUUGGGACUUCAUGGUCAAUCAAUACAAUAGAUUCCCUGCUCGGUUAACAUUUCUUGAGACUAAAAUGGUAGACUUGUGAUACCUGCCUUUUUAAAUGUGCGGACUUCUAUUUCCACACAGGGUUGCUUGUGUGCUCUUAACCCAGGCCUUUUAAUGCUGUCUUAAGUGGAAGCCAGUUACUGUUAGACUGUGGGUAGUUCAUUUUUUCCCCUUCAGGAUACUUCAUAGUGAAUCAAUAUAUAUGCUCUUAGGAACUUGUGGGGGGAUAUUAUAUCUGUGUUUCUGUUCUGUGUUUGUUUCUUCCACCUCUCAUGUAUGUCAGAGCAGCAAAUCAAAAGAAAAACAUCUCCCCAAGUUUUUUAAAACAUUGAAUCUCUGUUCUGACCACCAUGACUUGCCUUAGAGAAGUUGACAGUAAUCAAAAACCCUAAGCUGAUAUUUCUAUGUGACUACAUGCUUCUGAAGUUACUGAGAACUUGUAGGACAGUUUUAGGAGUCUGCUGGAACAUUAGCAUUCCCCUUAUUGCAAAGUUUUUGGGACCAAGACAGGCACAGGGAACUGGCAAGGGUUGCUCAUGGGUGCUUACAGUAUGAAGGCCUAAAAAGAUUUUUUGCCCCCUUGUUGCAGUGGAGACAGACUUCUGAACUGAGCCAGACAGUUGCCACCUUGGGAGAAAAAUCUUGCCCUGUCAGUUAAAAAAAAGCAAAAGCAAAACCUGAUUAAAGUGAUGGUGGAACUUUAUAGUCAAACUGUGCUUCAUUUUCACUUGGUAUUGUUAGUUCCUCUGUGGCUCCCUCACCUCUGCAGUUCUCUCACAAUGAUGGUUAGCACUUUAUGUUUCACUCAUGGUUUUGCUUUCUAGGCGCUUUAAUUUGUAGCCUUUUAACGCAUGUAAGAAAACUUUCUGGACUUCAGUACUGUGCUGUAUGCUUCCAGGACCAGUUUCUGAAAUUCAGAGGGCAUAUGAUUGGUGACUCUGUAUGUUCUUUUUGUUUUGUUUUAAUUGAGCAAUAAUCAACUACUGUAGCGAAGGUGCUUUUCUCUCAUCAAGAAUCAGAUCUUUUCAUUUUGCCUUAGUCCAGCAAUUUUUAAUCGGGUCAGCAAUCUGUGACCUAGACUUGUUUUCAUGUGAGAAAACUGAGGACCUGUUGUUCCCUCAGAGAGAAGGAACAAGUGACCAAGCCAGAAAAAAUGGCAAAGCUUGUGGAAUUUCCCCACAGCUGCACAUACCGGUUUUUUUAAAGUAGGUUUUAAAAUAAUCUUCAGCUUCUUCAUAUACCAUUCUCUGGCAAUUCCCUAUACAUUGAUAAUCAAAACCAAAAACAUAUAGGGCAUAAAAUUCCAUGCAUCUAAUGUAGUAAUUCCAUAAGCAGGGGAGAGCAAUACCUCAAAUCCAUCUCCCACUUGAGUAGAGGCUCAUAUAGGUGAUUAAGUCAGUUUCAGUAGCUACAGUGUAUAAAACGGGAGAUAAAGUGGCUUAUUUCUCUUCCAACAUAUUUACAUUUUUUAACGGUAAGCUAUAAGAAAAUCUGUUGUUUUGCAUCAGUCUCCAACAUGUUACUUUACUGCUGCCUCUUCAGUCUGUAGCCAUUUAAUCAAAGCGACAGACAGAGACAGCAGUCCUAGCUCUUGUCACUGAGAUCCUCCUUUCCUUCUGGCUUUACUUUUUCGAUGUUUUCAAUACACAGGAAAUGGCAUUCACUCCCCCCCCUCAUUAGAAUGUUAUCGUCUUACAACUUUUUAAAAAUGCAAACUAUAAUCUAAGAGAAUCCAUCAAACCCCUUUGAAAACAAGGCUUUAUUUCCUUCCUCUUUCUGUGGAAAGUGAAGUUUGAGGACACAAUUUGAUCAUGUUUCAAAGGGCCUUUCAGUGGCAGAUGAUCAUGUGUGUGAGCAAGACAAGAAGCAAAUGCCUCUACUCCUUUUAGUCUAAACACUUCUUUACUCAGGGAUUACAUUGCCAUGGAACUGUAUUUAUAGCCUUUUCUGAGAAGCAACAAUUUUCUAUUACUGAAUUUGUUUUGAGUGGUGGUGGUGGAAACAUGCACCAUUCUAUCUACACCACCACCCUUCAGAAAUCAUGUGGACAAAUCACUGUUUGCAAUUCAUGGAGCAGUUUCCACCCCCUUUCAGAUAUGGAAAGCCCAAAUCUUAAUUUGACAUGGCCAAUCAGGGACAUAUGUACUCAUCACGUUGUAGACUGAUUCUCACCAACACUGCCAGUGAGUCAACAAACAAGGGGAAUUCUUAGCUGCUUGAGGUCUUCUGUAGACUAUAAUAGUAUAUUAUAGUCUUCUGUAGACUAUAAAAACACAGGAGGAAACGAGCUGAUGAGAGCUUGACCAAUUAAAAGUAGCUGCAGAAAUUCCAAUUAAAAAUGGCACUGAAUUUCUAUUAGUGAUUUUCCAGUGAAGUCAAAAUGUAAUGCACAUUCAGACAUUCUGUGUUCUGUAUCAUUCUAGAAAGGCAACAGGAUUUGUUUGGAAGUAAAACCAGAAGAAAAGCUGGCCAGCGUUUAUGGUUGCUGUGUGGAAACUUGCAACAUUAACUGUAUUUUUAAAAAUAGUGUUGCAAAUUGUUUGUUUUGACAAUUAGUGCACUGAAUAUUGACCCUGACCCCCCGAGCUGUUGCAGUCAACUGACUCGUUAUGCAGUAACAGCCACCAUGUUGAAUGAUUGAAAGCAGCCUUUGCCAGGUGACAGUAAUGCAUAAACUUGACCAUUUCCUGAUGAUACCUGGAGUGCUUGGGAUACAGUAGCUCCACUGUCUUGCAGUAUGGUUAGCAUCUUGACAGCUUGUUGAUGCCUCCAUUCAAAAGAAGCCUUACUGUGUUUGAAUCAUCACAUGCUUGAGGAAGUUAUGGUUAGACGCUUUAAGCUUAGCUUUGGAAGGCUCAAAGCAGUGAUUGGCAGCUUAAUUUCCUAACUUUGUUUGCUUAGUUUUUAAAAAGGAAUGUUGCAAUGGGCCCAAAUCCACUUGCAUCUCCCACUUAUCCAUAUAAACAGUGAGGUAAGCAGUUUUCCUUUAAUUCCAUUUUCUUAGUGGUACAUGCUCGUUAUUAUUGAACUUCCCUUGGACUUGUUGCCAAAACUGAAGUCCAAAGUAGUUGUUUUGGUAUUUAUCAUAGGAGACUAGGAAAAGGGUCCACCUUUGCAUCAGUGAAUAUUCAUGACAGCAGUAAAACCACUUUAUUGUGUGGAAGAGUCCACACUGUCCUGCCUCCCAUAUUUCUGUUCCAUUGGCAAGUCUAUUGCUUUGUGCCAUGUGGGGGGUCUUGGUGACACACCAGGUGAAUUUACUGCAGAUGAUCAAAAUGAGGGCAAAAGCCAAUCAGCUCUUGGUGUGACAUUUCUGUAAACAGCUAUUUAGAAGCCAGGGUCAUUUGCUUGCUUUAAAGCAAGGACUCAGUUGAAAUAGGAUUAUCGUUGGAGUGUGUGGCCUUUUUUCUCUUUUGAUAAGAGUCCUAUAUGAUUUUCUACAUUUGUUCCCAUCUAGAAUUUUUUUUUUUAAGACCACUUUAGCUUUCAGGCAUAGUUGCAUGACAUAGUGAGAUUAAAUCAUCUGAGGUGGUUUUGGGGGAAAGUAUUUGGAUUUACCAAGAACUGUACUGAAUCUCAUUGAAGCAUCUGGCAUUCUGUUCUUUUUGCUGGUUACGUCAAAGGGGCACAACCAUGAAAGGGCAGCAUUUACCAAGGUGGGUCUCAGAACUGGCACUCCCGCCCAUGACCAGAGGAGCUCGACCCAUCUUCCUCUGAGUGAGCAGCUUCAUUUUAGCUCCUCUGUCCUAACUCCCAGGAGCUUGACUGGUUCCAGUUACAGAGAUACAAUCUGUCAUGCAGAAUUCCUGAGAAUACACAGCUCAGCAGCUAUCUCUGCUUGUGCAGAAAAACACAAACACAACACCUUCUUUCAAUCAAAGAAGGCUAAAUUUCAUAUCAGUGUGGCUACUUAAAAGCAUUGCCUGUCAAGGGACCAUGCUGCUUCUGGGAAUACAAAGCAUUCAGUCCACCAUCCCUGUGAAUUUGUUGUUUCUCAAGCCGAUUGCUUCGCUUUAUUUUAAAGUGAUUUGUGACUCCCACUGAUUCAUUCGGGACAGUUUUAUUUCUCCUGAUUAAGCAGGAAAGCACAACUUUUUGAGAGGCCGCUCCCCCCCUUUUCCCUCUCCUGCACAUACCCAAGCAGAGUGAUAACCCAACUCCUCAGGAAGCUUAGACCUGAACCUGUGCGCUCUUUGAUUUCUGUCACUGCAGCUGCCUUAUUGGAGUGAGUAGAAUGUGGUGUGUUUUCUUAUUUUAAAGGUAUCUCUUGAACCUGAAUUUUGCUGGCCGUUUUUGCUUCCAAAUAGACAUUUUGGAAACCCAUCACUUUCACAUUCCUGAUUCCUUUGGAAACAAAAAUGCCCUGAAAAGGUUUCAUGUGUGUAAGCGAUUCUUCUAGUUGUUGGUUCCUUUGUUGGACUUUCAGGACCAGUUGCUGAUAGGAUGAAGAUUUGCAACUAGCAAUGCAAUUUUUUCUAAAUCUGCUAAUGUUUUAAGAACUUAUAAAAAAGUGUGUCCUUGGGUUUUUUUGUUCUGUAAGUGAUAAACAGGUCAUUGCAAACAGUGAUUUUGUUAAUAUUUGAUUAAAUGGAAUUUCUUUGCUUAAAAAAUAAAGAACUUAAUUGAGUUCAGAAUGA
Molecule: messenger RNA, 6843 nt
Organism: Heteronotia binoei (common prickly gecko)
Lineage: Eukaryota; Metazoa; Chordata; Lepidosauria; Squamata; Gekkonidae
Gene: ABHD2
Product: abhydrolase domain containing 2, acylglycerol lipase
Exons: 11
Coding region: 227-1501 (424 amino acids)
Biological process (GO): medium-chain fatty acid catabolic process; steroid hormone receptor signaling pathway; medium-chain fatty acid biosynthetic process
Cellular component (GO): sperm flagellum; sperm plasma membrane
Molecular function (GO): acetylesterase activity; monoacylglycerol lipase activity
Source: RefSeq, a predicted model, not a curated record